Molecule: messenger RNA, 909 nt
Organism: Terrapene triunguis (Three-toed box turtle)
Lineage: Eukaryota; Metazoa; Chordata; Testudines; Emydidae
Gene: SMIM28
Product: small integral membrane protein 28
Exons: 2
Coding region: 81-590 (169 amino acids)
Source: RefSeq, a predicted model, not a curated record
UGGACUAAGAGGUGAGGGCACUGUUUAAAGCUGUGAGGCAAGGUGGAAGGACUAAGACGGAGUAUCAGGUUAAUGAAAGCAUGAGGUGGCUCUUAGGCAGCAGCUGGAGGAAAUUUGGACAUGCUGACAGGGGAAACUACGACUGGUUAACUAGUGAACCAGGUGUGCCACUUCUGGAAACACAGUUGCAGAGCAGACAUCAGAUCAGCUCAACCAAAGACGACGUAGAACCAUUUCUAUGCAUCAUCCUGCCUGCCACCAUGCUGCUCUUCCUGGCAUUCCUGCUGCUCUUCCUAUACCGCCGCUGCCGUCGACCCAGCCCCCAGGGGCAGAUCUUCAGUAUUGAUCUCCCAGAGCACCUACCUGAGCGUGAUGUGUCCGAUUUCCUUUCAGUGCUGCCCUGGAACAGUGAGCAGAAUUUCCACUACUCCACUCUGCUCCCUGAAGCCACCUUCCUCACUGUAAGCUUGCCUCCAUCAUAUGAGGAGGCCACUAUGAAACCUCCUAUGGGAGAGACUCACAUUGAGUUUUCUCAGGAUCCAGUGCCUCCUUAUGAAGAGAGUACACACUGGCCAACCAACAGUAAAUAAACUUCCUAAGGAAACACCUUUGGCUGAAGCUUGCAACCCAUCAAGGCAUAAACAGGAGACCACUAGUCAUUAACGUUAGUGACAAAAUUUUCAAACGGGGAAACAACAAAUUUAAUGGAGGAAGGAGCUUGGGUUGAUGUGGGAUUACUUUAACACAUUUAAUGAUUCAGCAUUUCUAACCUCAAUUCAUAGCAGCAAACACAGCUAAAUACCAGGUUGGUGUGGGAUGGGAGGAAUUGUGGGGAUAAAAUGAAUGAUGUACCUCAUACAUGAGCUAAAUUGAAGGGCACUCACUUAGGUUAGAGAGCUGAAUCUAGGA